Microdochium trichocladiopsis is the source of this 1342-nucleotide messenger RNA. RefSeq lists its product as uncharacterized. The record is from RefSeq and is a predicted model, not a curated record. The transcript has a single exon. NCBI's taxonomy places the organism in Eukaryota, Fungi, Ascomycota, Sordariomycetes, Xylariales, Microdochiaceae. Bases 490 to 1251 code for a protein of 253 amino acids.
ACCUUUCUGUGCAAUAUAGCUUUUUCCCCGCGCAGGGAGGCCGACCAUGACGACACAGAUCUUUGUGUCCUCGGCCUGGACACCGCGGCCGUUAGUGGUGUUUCGUCGGGGUGCCAUCUUGGCAGAAGGUGUGCAACGUGUUGCACGAUUCGCCGAUGCGUGAUUGAUAGUGAUACAGCCCGAUGUAGAAGCGCAAAAAGUAAGGCGGGGAGGACAGGAACAGGUAGUGGUGUGAGAAUCUGGUUUGGCAAGGGAGGUGGAAGCUCGAAAGAAUCCGCUCGAGCAGAGAAUUCGGUCAGAGAGGUGUGUAGGAGUCUGUGCUGGAUGCAGCAACCGUCAUGGGCAGAGCCGUAGGUUUAGCUGCUCAAGUGGAGCCUCUGGCGGUGCAUCAAGGUCCUUGCGCGGGAAUACCCAGGUGUAGCUGGCACGACCAGCAAUGACAGUGCAGUGGAUAUCCUGGAGGGUCAGAGGGAGCGAGACGACUGAAAGAUGGACCUUCUGGUAGCCACUGGCCUUUCCGUCCGUGCAGCGAGGGCCCUGUUCAGUGCACAGCUGGGAUGUAAAAAGCUCUGCAUCUGCCGCAUUCGCCCUUGGGGCCAAGGGAUUUCGUCACCAAGCCGCCCGACCGGGAAAGUCAGGAACGGGGCAAGUGGCGCCUGGGAAGAAGGAGGGUGGGCACCCCUGGGGGGGAUGCCGGCGGUAAUUGCAGCGAGCGAGGCAGGCCCUGCCAGACACGCAGCCCACCUGCAGCUGUCGCUGUGUCUUCCAGUGCGGGGUGCCCCGCCAUCGACGGGCGCAGAGCGCGAUGCACCGAGCACAAGACACAGCAGCCAGCCCUGUCGCCGCCCUAGGCACGGCUUUCUCCCGGCCCGGAGCUGGGCGGACUGGCUCCUUUCCCCCGGAGCCGCUCCGGCUUGUCUCUUUCUUGCCCAGUGGUGGUCACGCGCGCAGCCUCAGGUGCAUGCACCGCCAAGCAGCACACGGCUUGGUGGCCGGCACGUCGCAAAGGAACAGACAGGACAGGGUCAGGGAAAGACUACAGGCACCAAGGACCCCUCGACCAACUUGAUCGUGGCCCUGGACUCCUGGAAUAGGCUUUUCGGAACGUGGCCUAGCUCGUGUCCUGGCUCUGCCGCAUUCCUGCCGUUGGGCAGCAGAUCCGAGUCCGCGGGUGGGACAGCCGUUCCACCGAAGGCCUGGUGCGGCAUGUGGCCACUAACCACAGGUUGUACAAGCCGCUCCAACUGCUGAACCGUCGCCAAGCGAGAGCCAGGAUUGGCGAUCCCUUGCUGGCUUGAUCGAUGGGGAGACCGUCGGACCAGGCAGGCAAGACCCUGGACGC